Salvia splendens (bonfire salvia) is the source of this 1197-nucleotide messenger RNA. RefSeq names its product glutenin, high molecular weight subunit DY10-like. Lineage: Eukaryota; Viridiplantae; Streptophyta; Magnoliopsida; Lamiales; Lamiaceae. The transcript has a single exon. Bases 1 to 1197 code for a protein of 398 amino acids. The record is from RefSeq and is a predicted model, not a curated record.
AUGGAGAAGAAGCUGCUAGAAGCAGUAGAGAAGUCCAGAGCGCCUCCACCGUCUGCUCCCAAGGAGAAGCUAUAUGUGCCACCACCGCCGGAGGAGCACCAUUACUAUUACUGCGAGUUCCCUCCUGAAGCAGAGCUGCAAACUCAGGUGAAUGCCGUCGGCCAUUGGAACCCAAAUGGCAACUGGAUCCAGGGAAAAUUGAGGGAUGCUCCGUGGAGAGAUCAUCCCAAUUUCAGGUGGAGUGAUCAGAACCAAAGCCAACUGCCUCAACCGUCCACACAACAAAUACAACCCUCCGAGGGGCAGCCCAAUUGGCCCGCUCGAAAUAAAGAGAGACCAAACAAUGGAGGAAACAUAAUGCAGGGUGGUCAAGCGAACUGGUCAAGUGGACCACAAGACAAUUGGUCAAGCGGUCACCAGGGUAACUGGUCCAGUGGAGGGCAGCCCAAUUGGUCAGGGAGACAUCAAGGCCCCCAGUCAAGCAGCUCCGGGAGGCAACCGAACAAUCAAGUGGUGAGCUAUGUUCCGCCACAUCAAAUGGGAAAUCAACAGUACCCAGGGAACCAACAAUACCAUCAGCCCCAGUAUCAACUAAACCACUACGGGCCGUCAGACUACCCUCAGAUUAGCCACGGUGGAGGACCUUCGAAUCAAAGAUAUAACAGGCACCCCAAUGAAGGUUCGGCAGAAAUGAUGGUUUCGCACCAGCCUAAUGAUGCGAUGCGAGAAAUUCAGGAGGCUCAGAAGGAGCAGAGGGCAAUGCUGGACAUGCUUACAAAGCAAUUAUCUCAAGUCGCCAGGUCGCUAGGAGAGCUGAGAGGAAACGAAGGGAAAAUCCCUGCCACGGUGCAGCAGCCUGGGUGCGAGAACAUUAGUGAAGUCUCCCUGAGGUCAGGGAAGGUAUACCAGAGCCCCAGCCCACCUGCGGUACCACCAGUAUCUAAGCCUGGAUCGAGCCAAGAAGAAGAAGGAGAGUCUAGUUCCCCUGAUCGACCCAAAGGAAUAGACAAAGGGAAAAAGAACAUGGGCGGUGAGACCUCAGGAGAAGGUCAAGGAGAAGAAGCUGAUAAGGUCAAGCCAUACCCAUACCGCAGAAUGGUUACCAUGAAGAGAGACGCCACGAUCGACGUGGAUGUAAUUGUGAGUCCCCAACCUUCGGGUGAAUGGAUGAAUUGGGAGUCCCCAACCUUCGGGUGA